AUGGCGGAUUUGGAAGACUUCGAUUCUGCCCUGGAGAAAGCUCUUUUGGCGCUCGCUGGACUGGGAAUAUCGCUUAAAUUGCAAUCCGAACAAAAGCAAGCGGUCACGACGCUGUUGUCGAGGCAAGAUUUAUUAGCAGUUCUUCCAACAGGCUUUGGAAAAAGCCUCAUCUUUCAGUUGUUGGUGCGGGUGAAAGAAAUAUUGACAGGCAAACCUGCAUGUGUGAUCGUUGUUUGCCCUCUAAAAAGUAUUGUGCACGAUCAAUUGUCCAAAGCAACUGCGAUGGGUUUAACAGCCACAUCACUUUCGGACGCCAGUUUAGAAGAUGUAGAGAACGGCAAAUACCAGCUAAUCUUUGGAUCUGCAGAAGAAAUUUUGGAGAAGCUUUUCCUCAGUUGGCUCAAAAAGAGCAACACGCCUCUACACCAGAAUCUUGCUGCACUGAUAGUCGAUGAAUCGCACACUGUAGAAACAUGGACGGGCCAAAGGUUUGUUUUUCUCCCUUGUUGUUAUCCUAGGAGGUGUUCGAUAAACUUGUGCUGUAAACAUGAUGAUAAAUUCAAUGUUCUCUUAAAUUACAGGGCAACAACUAAGAAACCCAGACAAAAGGGCACUGUUGCUUUCCGUGAGUCGUUCGGAAAGCUUGGGGAACUGAGCUAUGAGCUAUAUGUCACACAUUGGGAGGGAGGUCAAAUAAUUGAAGAUCAUUGCAGUAAA
This is a messenger RNA of Porites evermanni, 717 nucleotides long. NCBI's taxonomy places the organism in Eukaryota, Metazoa, Cnidaria, Anthozoa, Scleractinia, Poritidae. The record is from the annotation of a GenBank genome assembly.